AUCAGCUGGCAGACGGAAGCUGGUUCACAAACUGCUGGUCCGUUCCAGGUGCGUGUCGACCCAUCAGGUGUGCUGUUCGUCCUGCGCUUCCAUAGAGAUGACUCUAAUGUGGAGGCUGAGUCUCUUCAGCUUCAUCAUCGGAACAUUUAAAGCGGCUGAGGUGUGCUAUGAUAAGCUGGGCUGCUUCAACGACCACCCUCCCUGGGGAGGCACCCCGCAGAGACCCGUGGGCCUGGUUCCCUGGCACCCCGAGGACGUCGGGACCCGUUUCCUCCUCUUCACUCAGGCGAACCGCUACUAUCAGGAGAUUAAACCGGACGAAAGCAUCGAUGUGUCCAACUACGGCGGGAGGAGAAAAUCCCGCUUCGUCAUUCCGGGAUACUUGAAAAAGAAUGAUGAAGACUGGCCUCAGGACAUGUGUAAAGCGGUGGUCCAGAGGGAGAACGUGAACUGCAUCGCUGUGGAGUGGAAGAAAGGUGUGAAGACUCGUUAUGCGCAGGCUGCUAAUAACGCCAGGGUGGUCGCUGCCCAGGUGGCCUUCAUGAUCACCUUCCUCAUGGUACAUUUUAACCAGACCGUCGAUAAGUUCCACAUCAUCGGACACAGCCUGGGAGCUCACGCAGCUGGAGAGGUUGGAAGCAGAAUUCCUGGUCUGCCCCGGAUCUCAGGCCUGGACCCAGCAGAACCAUACUUCCAGGGCACGGACGCCUGUGUGCGUCUGGACACCAGCGACGCCGCCUUUGUGGAUGUCAUCCACACCGACGGGCUUCCUUUUAACUCCAAACUUGGUCUCGGCAUGACAGAACACGUGGGUCAUCUAGAGUUUUUCCCAAAUGGAGGGGAGCUGAUGCGCGGCUGCUCUGCAAACUCUGGACGUCCUACCGACCUGGACUCCAUCUGGGACGGGUCGAAAAGCUUCGAUGGCUGCAACCACGUCCGAGCCUAUCAGUACUACACUGAGAGCAUCAGUAAAUCCCAGGGCUUCGUGGGCUUCCCGUGCUCCAACAAGGACGACUUCGCCGACGGAAAGUGUUUCCCUUGUGGACAGGACGAGUGUCCUCUGAUGGGACACCAUGCUGACAAGUUCACUCUGAUUGAUGGGCUUUCAAACUCAAAGUACUUCCUCAACACCGGCAGAUCAAAGCCGUUUGCUCGCUACAACUACAAAGCCUCUGUGACGCUGACCGGCUCCAAGUGGCCCAAUGUCGGCUUCCUGUUUGUGGCGCUCGCUGGAAAAAAGCUGGUGACUGAGGAGUUCCAGCUCCACAUGGGAACCCUGACUUCUGGAAAGAAGUAUGAUGUCAUGAUUGAUGCUCAGGUGGAUGUGGGUGAGGUGAUGGAGGUGAAGUUCAGGUGGAACAACCACAUCAUCGACCUGCUGAAACCCAAGUAUGGAGCAUCGCGAGUGGAGCUGCAGAGAGGCAGAGACAAGGAGAUCUUCUUCUUCUGCGGCACAGAACCUGUUCCUGAAAAUGAGAUCCAGACUGUUCUUCCAUGUCAAGCUUAAGCAUCCGGAGCCUGUGGAACACUUUGGGGAUUCCAAUAAAGAUUCUUUAUUUAAAAUGU
This is a messenger RNA of Nothobranchius furzeri (turquoise killifish), 1566 nucleotides long. Its product is annotated as inactive pancreatic lipase-related protein 1. Gene Ontology annotation, molecular function: protein binding; triacylglycerol lipase activity. Gene Ontology annotation, biological process: lipid catabolic process. Lineage: Eukaryota; Metazoa; Chordata; Actinopteri; Cyprinodontiformes; Nothobranchiidae. The record is from RefSeq and is a predicted model, not a curated record.